Molecule: messenger RNA, 3973 nt
Organism: Globicephala melas (long-finned pilot whale)
Lineage: Eukaryota; Metazoa; Chordata; Mammalia; Artiodactyla; Delphinidae
Gene: TAF5L
Product: TATA-box binding protein associated factor 5 like
Biological process (GO): regulation of DNA-templated transcription
Cellular component (GO): histone acetyltransferase complex; nuclear protein-containing complex
Molecular function (GO): transcription coactivator activity; protein binding
Source: RefSeq, a predicted model, not a curated record
GCAGGCUGGAAGCGCUGAUCUCUGACCUUGCAGGUGGAGGUCUAGGAAGGGAGACCCGGCUGGCAGGAAUCGGGGCUGCGCUGGGAGGGGCGCGCGGGCAGGGGCCGUCUACUAUUAGGUGACCUAGCGCUGCGGGGUAGGGCGGACACGGUGGCCGCCCCGGUCUGGGUCCCAGCUCUGCUUGAGGGUGGGAGUAGGAAGAGUAGUUUGGAGCCAUAGCUUUACACUCGGAGAAGCUUCAUGUAGCGGAGGGGGCUUGGUGACUACAUCGGCCUCAGGUCGAAACCAUGUAACUACUAUCUGUAACCUCUCGGAGCCUUCGUUUCCUCUUCAGUAAAAUGGGGUAAUGACUGAUAAACUGGACCUUUUACAGGAUACCCAAAAAAGGAUUAAUGAAUGUGAAAAUGCCUGACAAGUGGGAAGUGUUCUGUAAAUACUAGUUAUCAGCUAUUACAAUUUCUUUUUUUGACAGAUAAUACUUUUUAGGUUCCUCUUAGGCCUAAAGUUUUUGCGUUAAAUGUCAUUUUGAUUUUUGUCAAUUAUAAAUCAUUCCUGCCUUAAAAAUCAGUGUUAAAUUGGCAAACCAAAAAAUGGGCUUGCCUUGACCAUUUUUUUGUUUGUGUUUUGUCAUCAGCAGUAAAGCAGAUUUGUGUGUUUUGGAAUAGUUUUGUUGCUUCUCCCUCUGAAUGUGUGAGAUUUGUUUGGUUCUAUCACUGUGGAACUAGGUAAAGGCUCCUCUUAACUAUUCAGUCACUGGUUUUUUGGUUUUACUUUCGCAAACAGAUGUCCUUCAUAAUACCUAUGAAGGACAUCUCUGGAGAAAGGGCUGUUGUUUGUUUGUUUUGUUUAUUUGAUGAUUCGUUUUAGCUGGAAGGGAGCCCCGGGGGCGCUCUGUUAAACCAGCAUUACCCAGUGGACAGUGCUAGAAACCGUUUCUAGCCUCUCCAUGUGACAGACAGACAGCUUCUCAGGUAGUAACUGUUGUGAUCACUCUCUCAACGAGCAUUUGGUAAGCUUUCACUGUUGUGUUUCCCGAGAGAAGCCUUUGAGCAGCAAGACACUGUAAAAGGUCAUGAAACGGGUGCGCACCGAGCAGAUUCAGAUGGCCGUGUCCUGCUACCUCAAACGCCGGCAGUACGGGGACGCGGACGGCCCACUGAAGCAAGGCCUGCGGCUGUCACAGAGCGCCGAGGAGAUGGCCACCAGCCUCGCAGUCCAAUCAGAAUCUGGUUGUGCCAACAUAGUGUCUGCGGCCCCUUGCCAGGCAGAGCCCCAGCAAUAUGAAGUGCAGUUCGGACGGCUGCGGAAUUUCCUCACCGAUUCUGAAUCCCAGCACAGCCAUGAAGUGAUGCCUCUCCUCUACCCCCUCUUUGUCUACCUCCACCUCAACCUGGUCCAGAGCAGUCCCAAGAGCACAGUGGAAAGCUUUUACAGCCGCUUCCAUGGAAUGUUUCUGCAGAAUGCCAGCCAGAAGGACGUCAUCGAGCAGCUGCAGACCACCCAGACCAUCCAGGACAUCCUGUCUAACUUCCGGCUGCGGGCCUUCCUGGACAACAAGUACGUGGUCCGCCUGCAGGAAGACAGCUACAACUACCUUCUCCGCUACCUCCAGAGUGACAAUAACACCGCGCUGUGCAGAGUCCUCACCUGGCACAUCCACCUGGAUGUGCAGCCCGCCAAGAGGACGGACUACCAGCUCUACGCCAGCGGCGGCCCCUCCCGGGGCGAGGGCGGCGGCCUGGAGCCUGCCGACGUGCCCGCGCCCAUCCUGCAGAACGAGGCCGCGCUGGAGGUCCUGCAGGAGAGCAUUAAGCGUGUCAAGGACGGCCCCCCCUCUCUCACCACCAUCUGCUUCUACGCCUUCUACAACACGGAGCAGCUGCUGAACACGGCGGAGGUCUCCCCGGACAGCAAGCUGCUCGCCGCUGGCUUUGACAACUCCUGUAUAAAACUGUGGAGUCUGCGCUCCAAGAAGUUAAAAUCCGAACCGCAUCAAGUAGACGUGUCCCGCAUCCACUUGGCUUGUGAUAUCUUGGAGAAGGAGGACGACGAGGACGAUAACGCAGGCACGGAGAUGAAGGUCCUGCGGGGACACUGCGGGCCAGUGUACAGCACCAGGUUCCUUGCGGACAGCUCAGGGCUGCUCUCCUGCUCUGAGGACAUGUCCAUCAGGUACUGGGACCUCGGCAGCUUCACCAACACCGUGCUGUACCAGGGCCACGCCUACCCCGUGUGGGACCUGGACAUCAGCCCGCACAGCCUGUACUUCGCCAGUGGGUCCCACGACCGCACGGCCAGGCUGUGGUCGUUUGAUCGGACGCACCCGCUACGCAUCUACGCCGGGCACCUGGCAGACGUGGACUGCGUCAAGUUCCACCCCAAUUCCAACUACUUAGCCACGGGCUCGACCGACAAGACGGUCCGGCUGUGGAGCACCCAGCAGGGGAACUCGGUGAGGCUCUUCACGGGCCACCGCGGCCCCGUGCUCUCUCUGGCCUUUUCCCCCAACGGUAAGUACUUGGCAUCGGCGGGCGAGGACCAGCGGCUGAAGCUGUGGGACUUGGCGUCCGGGACCCUCUACAAAGAGCUUCGGGGCCACACGGACAACAUCACCAGCCUCACCUUCAGCCCGGACAGCAGCCUGAUCGCGUCGGCGUCCAUGGACAACUCGGUGCGCAUCUGGGACAUCAGGAGCGCGCACUGCAGCGCACCCGCUGACGGCUCGUCCAGCGAGCUCGUGGGCGUCUACACCGGCCAGAUGAGCAACGUGCUGAGCGUGCAGUUCAUGGCCUGCAACCUCCUGCUGGUGACCGGAAUCACACAAGAAAAUCAGGAACAUUGAUUUUUAUCUUUGAUGUAACGGACUGGGGCGUGCGAAGGGCUCCAGACGACAAGUCUUAGGACAGACGUAUGAAAUCACUGACUGACUGUGAAGGACUCCCCGCGUCCCCACGCAUCCCCCCUCGCGCCCCCUCAUCCCGCGGACAUCCCGAGCCGGCCACCCUUUGCUCAGCCCCCAAGUGUGGAGGGACGGGGGGAGGAAGGGCGGUGACGGGGAACGAACGUGAGAUCAAGAAUCACGGAGAUCCCGCGGUGUCCCCCUGCCGGCCCCUUCCUGUCUCUGGAGCCAAGAUGCCCUCACCUCGCCGGGGCUGCACUUGGCCAGAGGAGGUUUGCUGGGCACCCUCCCCAGGAGCAGUGCUGCAGGGUCACUGGGUGGAAGGGACUCUAUCUGGGUAGAAUUCGGGGGCGGGAACGAGGAAAGGGGGCGGGGUCAUCCUGGCAAAUGUCUUUCCUUUUUCGUGAUUGCAGAGAACCAGGAUUUUUUAUUAUUAUUAUAAUUAUUAUUAUUAAUGCGAAGAGGAAACCUAGCACUGGCGGAGGGGCCUUCUCUGCUCUCAUCUUUCAGGUUUUACUCCUGGCACUGGCUGUGAUACUUGGAAUUUUGAGGUUCAGGGAAUUCAGAGAAUUUGGUCGUACAGUGUAUUGGGCGAAAGGGAAAAUUUCUGGGUGACAGAUUGAUCACUCCAGCUGACAUGUUUCUAGAAGUGGGUGGGUGGAUUUGAUUGAGAAAGUCUUGGGCUCUUGCAGUGAUGGUGGGAUAGAUUCUUUUCGUGGCUGCACUUCUAUUAACAGUUCUCUCCCCUGAAAGGACAGAUUGUGGUAAAGAAAUGAAAAUAAUUGGAAGUGAGAAGUCAAAAGAUAGAAUUAGAAAAUGUUGAAUUUCCGAAUGAUUCUGAGGUGUGGCUCUUCCAGCGUCUUUUCCCCCUGAGAUCAUCCCUCCCACCUCCUGCUUUGCAAUAGCAGUUUAAUGAACAGUCUGUGAAACAAAUCUUAAGUACGAACACACACGUCGAAAACUACGCUCUGAGGAUAAAGCAAAUUCUAAUUUGUGGAAAAAGGAUUAAAUAUUUCUGUUUUCUGAAAAGAGUUAUUUUGUAUUUUGUUUUCUAUUAAAAUGUAUUUAGUUUCA